This is a messenger RNA of Venturia canescens, 2939 nucleotides long. It is a transcript of the gene CrzR, whose product is annotated as corazonin receptor. Gene Ontology annotation, biological process: neuropeptide signaling pathway. Lineage: Eukaryota; Metazoa; Arthropoda; Insecta; Hymenoptera; Ichneumonidae. The record is from RefSeq and is a predicted model, not a curated record. The transcript has 6 exons. Bases 685 to 2094 code for a protein of 469 amino acids. Gene Ontology annotation, molecular function: corazonin receptor activity. Gene Ontology annotation, cellular component: plasma membrane.
CUUUCGUCGAGCCGGUUCGGGAGAGAAGUGAACCGAUAAGGAAAUAUUAAACGGCAACGAAGUUGCGAAAUUCAUAGACAUUUGCGAGUUCUUGGACCGACGAUCUUCUUAUAAAAACAAAUUUAAAUAAAGAACAAACAAACUGGUGACUCCAGUUGAUGAAAGAUUUUUCAAAACUACGCUGUACGAGAAAAUAUUCAAAUUCCAAUCUCGUGGAACGAUGUUUAAUGAGAAUUUGAAAUUUUUCUCACGAACGUGCAACUCAAUUUUGAUGGAUAUGAAAUAACAUUUAAUAAAGUAUGUUGAAAAUCAGCUGUGUCAAACAAUGUAUCGAUGUCAUUAUUGUAAAUGAAUGUCUAACUGUAACUGAAGACUGUUGUGUUCGCAAGGUGUAAACACGUGAGUGGUAACUAACUCGAAAGACGAGAUGAACAUAUUGCCGUUCAUUCGUCGUUGUGUGGCGGUUUAGUGUGCCCUUCCGGGGAAAUUGCUGUCAGAGACAUAAAGGCAUGGCGAUCUGAGGUGCUGGAGCAGAGAGAAGAUCGAGAGACUGAUUCACCGGUGAAAAUGUGGAAAACGCAUCGACAAUUAGAUUCGUGGGAACCGAUAAUGACGACGAGUUUCCGAAGGUUUCGAGAGACCGAGAAUCCGUGCCCGACUGAGUUUUGCGUAUGAAAGUUAAAAAUGGGAGGAUCAAAUAUAAUGAAUGUAGUAACGAGCACGAGCGCAACGUCGAUGUUGUUGCCUCCAUGCGACAACGCGACAUUGGACUGGAGCACGAACGAUCUAGGCACUCAGCAACCAUUAUCAGCGAUCGUGACUGUAAGCGAUGUAUUGACGAAUGUAAACUGUCUUCAACAUGCGCCAAAAUUGACCCACGGUGCAUACUUGAAAGCCAUUAUUCUGGGGGUCAUGGCAGUACUGAGCCUCAUAGGAAACGCUGCAACGAUUUGGUCCAUUACGAAAAAUCGUCGCAAGCGACACGGAUGUUCAGCCAUUUAUAUCCUCAUUCUGCAUCUAUCGAUCGCAGAUUUACUCGUCACAGUUUUUUGCAUCGGUGGUGAGGCUAUUUGGAGCUACACGGUUGCGUGGCUGCUCGACAACGUCACUUGCAAGCUUUUCAAAUUCCUUCAAAUGUUCAGCCUCUAUCUGAGCACAUUUGUACUCGUGCUCAUCGGCGUUGAUCGAUUUAUCGCGGUUCGUUAUCCGAUGAGAAGUCUCAAUACGUCCCAACGAUGCAAUCGUCUCAUCUCUUACACGUGGAUAUUGUCGUUCGUUCUUAGCAUACCGCAGCUCGUAAUUUUCCACGUUGCUAAAGGACCAUUCUACGAGGAAUUCUCACAAUGCGUAACGCACGGUUUCUACACCGAAGCAUGGCAGGAACAACUCUACACUACUUUAAGCCUAGUUUUUAUGUUCGUACUGCCACUCUUGAUUCUCAUCACAACUUAUGUCUCUACGGUGAUUACCAUAGCACAAAGUGAAAAGGCAUUCAAAUCGGAGCUGGCGAAUAACAACAACAGUCAAUUAUCCGGUGACGUGAAUCGUCGAAGAUUGAUAAAUCGAGCAAAAACCAAGUCGUUGAGGCUGAGCAUCGUAAUUGUAGCUGCAUUCGUAAUAUGGUGGACCCCCUAUUACACGAUGAUGAUAAUAUUCAUGUUUCUCAAUCCGGACGAGCACCUGAGCGAGGAAAUGCAGAGGGGAAUAUUCUUUUUCGGGAUGAGCAACAGCCUGGUAAAUCCACUCAUCUACGGGGCGUUUCAUUUGUGGCCUCGGAAGAGAAAAAAUCAAGAAAGUCAUUACAGAGACGGUUCAACGAUGCAUCAUCGGAGCAUAGCAACGAACGCGAGUUUUGUAGGAGGCACUCGGAACAAUAGUGUGCGUUAUAUUCGACCACAGAACAAGUGUUCCACUCCGAAUUUACUCGGAGCUUCAAAUCCGACUGACGAAACGGUUCUGGUGCAGUUAAUAAACGAGCACAAAAGCAACAACGAAAAAAAAAAUGGCUCAAGACCAACGAGAAUAAUAUUGCGCUACAAUUCUAACGAAAACCGUGAUUCCGAGAGCAAACUUAUACUCGAACAACACAAUUGAGGAUUAACCGAUGCACAUUUGUGCUUGCCAAUUAUCUUAUUACAUCGAAAUUUCAGUACUUACAGGGACUCACUGAAAAAACUGAUAUUAUGCAGCCUCCUUUGAGCCGAUGCGAAGAACAUUCCUAGCUACGAUAAAAUAUUAUCACAAAUCGUUUGUUUUUUUUAUCGACACGAAAUUUUUUAGACUCUUUUAAAAUUUUUUUCACAUUUGUUUCCGAAAUUUUGAAAAAAAAAAACGCGAAUUGAGAAUGCUUCCAAUCCAAGUCAAUGCUCAAGUUCAUCAAACAUUUGCCAAGCUUGUAUUUGACGACGAAAGAAAAAAACAAAUUUCUCAUAAUUUCUUGCCGAAUGAUUUUGAGCUGCAACAACAACGUGAUAAUAUUUGGCAAAUAAUUGUUCGAGCAACGGAAUCUUUUGCUGUGAAAAUGCUAAGGAUUUUAACACAAUUGCAAAUUUCCGGGAUCGUCAUGCGAGGAAAUUCGAAGCUACGAAAGAUCCCCAACUCGAGUUGAACCUCGAAUCGAUCGAUGAGAAACUGUUUUAAUUAUAAUUAUCCGGACAAUGUGUCUUUUGAUUCUGCAGUAUUAGACGCGAAACGAAGAAAGUUUUGCAUGUUGACUCUCAGAGAAAUUUCGAUCGUCGGAAUUUCGACGUAUUAUUAACGCACCUGUCGAUCGCCCUAUCCACAAGAUUUCACGUCAAAAAUCUAUUCGCACGAUCGCAAAUUCUAAUUAACUUAACGAUUUUUUAAAUAACUAUUAUUUAUGCAAAAGCGCUCUCUAAAAUAGCGUCUGAGCUUGAUGUAAUUAUACCGAUUUUAUAAUAAAAAUUCAAAAAAAUUAA